GCGACUCCCGGCGGGCUCGGCGGCGGAGCGCGGGAGCGGCGGCGCGCGAGCGGCCGGGAUGGGAAUUCAUGGCUUGGCCAAGCUUAUUGCCGACGUGGCUCCAGGGGCCAUCCGGGAGAAUGACAUCAAGUCCUACUUUGGCCGGAAAGUGGCCAUCGACGCCUCCAUGAGCAUCUACCAGUUCCUGAUCGCUGUGCGGCAGGGAGCUGACGUGCUCCAGAACGAGGACGGGGAGACCACCAGCCACCUGAUGGGAAUGUUCUACCGCACCAUCCGCAUGGUGGAGAACGGCAUCAAGCCGGUGUACGUGUUCGACGGGAAGCCCCCGCAGCUGAAAUCCGGGGAGCUGGCCAAGCGCACGGAGCGCCGGGCCGAGGCAGAGAAGCACCUGCAGGAAGCGCAGGAGGCCGGGGAGGAGGAGAACAUCGAGAAGUACAGCAAGAGGCUGGUCAAGGUGACCCCGCAGCACACGCAGGAGUGCAAGAAGCUGCUGAUGCUGAUGGGAAUUCCCUACGUGGAGGCACCCGGAGAGGCAGAGGCCAGCUGUGCCGCCCUGGUGAAGGCCGGGAAGGUGUAUGCCGCCGCCACGGAGGACAUGGAUUGUCUCACCUUCGGCAGCCCCGUGCUGAUGCGGCACCUCACGGCCAGCGAGACCAAGAAGCUGCCCAUCCAGGAGUUCCACCUGAACCGGAUCCUGCAGGAUCUGCAGCUGACCUGGGAGCAGUUUGUGGACCUGUGCAUCCUGCUGGGCUGCGACUACUGCGGCAGCAUCCGCGGCAUCGGGCCGAAGCGCGCCGUGGAGCUCAUCCGGGAGCACAAAUCCAUCGAGAGGAUCGUGCAGCAGCUCGACACCAAGAAGUACCCCCUGCCCGAGAACUGGCUGCACAAGGAGGCCCAGAAGCUCUUUCUGGAGCCCGACGUGAUCGAUCCCGAGGCCGUGGAGCUGAAGUGGAGCGAGCCAGAUGAGGAGCAGCUGGUGCAGUUCAUGUGCGGGGAGAAGCAAUUCAACGAGGAGCGCAUCCGCAACGGCGUCAAGAGGCUGAGCAAGAGCCGCCAGGGAAGCACCCAGGGCCGGCUCGACGACUUCUUCAAGGUCACCGGGUCCAUCACCUCGGCCAAGCGCAAGGAGCCGGAGCCCAAGGGAGGGGCCAAGAAGAAAGCCAAGACCAACUCCAAGCCCAAUGGCACCCCAGCCGCAAAGACUAAAAAGUCAAAAUAACUGGAUCAGGCGCCCACAGACCUCUGGGACUGGGUGUUUGGGGGCUUAAUGAGGAAUUUUAGACUAAUGACAGUUGUGUGUCAGUGCUGCGUGUUAGUGCUGGGAAGGAAUGGAGGAGGCUGGCAGAGUGGAACAGCUUCUGGGCACAAACACUCCCAGAUUUCAGAAUUCCAAAGCUGAACAGCUCCAGAGCAGACUCAGGACAAAUUAGAUUUCAGCCUGAUCCCAUCCAUCCCAGAAAAGGUAGAUGCAAGCAGAAACUGGAAAGAUAGGAGUGGAAGGCAAGCUGGAAUUGGGAAGGAGGCUUCAAGUAAUGAGGUAAAUUCUCCCUUUAAAGAGAGUUCAUUAAGGUUUUUCCUUCCCUUUUCGUGGUCACUGUCCUUAUUCAAAACCCAGUUGUGAUCUCAAUUCCAGCAAUGUCCUGGCCCUCUUUUAGUGCGUAAUCCAGGGAAAGUUGAGCCCGAACUGCAGCUCUCCCAGUCUGAAAUUUGCUGAGAAAUGCUUAAAAAUAAAAAUAACCAUAAGCCUAGAACUGCAGCCUCUUCAGUCCUUGAAUUCCAGAGGCAUUUUUCUGUGUUGUACACACUUACAGGUCCCCAGAUGGGAAUUAAAACCUUUUAUUUCUUAUUUUAUUCUGUAUUUUCUUUAGUGUUUUGCUUGUCAGAGCCACGGGAUGGGUUUUGUUUUCAGAAUAAAAUUUGAACUCAAAGACACUGUUUUCUCUUUCUCCAGAGAAGUGGCUUAAACCGUCUUUUUAAAUGAAAAUCCCAGUUUUAGAGGGAAUUCUGUAACAGCCAACAAACCAAAUGCAGUCUGGAAUACAAAGAAUUCUAAUUUUGAGCUCUCUGGAUGCUCCAUAGACAUCAAAAUCCCUUCUUCAUCCCAGUUUUCCAGCUGGCUGGACCAUGACCCAUGUGUUACCCACAGCAUUCCCAUCCUGAAUCCAAGCCCAAUAUGUGCCAGCUCCUGGGAAGAAAGGAACCCUGUCCCAGUGGAAAGCAGAACAGUGGGAACUCCCAGACAGCUUUUGGGGAAACCCUGAAUUUAUCCAGCAGGAAGAAGGCUACGAAGUGUGUCAGCUGCUGUCACGAGCUGCAUCCUGGAUCCAUGACAGCCAUCUCCUGAGAGCUCCCUUGUGUUCCCAUUCCCGCUGGAGCCUCUUGUCCAGCGCUGCCCGGAGGGUUUUCUCCUGUGGCACUGCUGCACCCUGGGAGCCAUGCAUUGGGCACCGGCGGCUCAGGGACACUUGGUGCUGGGAAUGCUUUGCUGGAAUGGCUUGGGCUCCCAGUUGUAUUUCCAGGCUUUUCCUGGCUGUGGGUAUCUGGUGAGUUCUGUGGAUAGCCAUGGCUCCAAGGCAGCAGGGAGACCUGUCCAUGUGGGCUCCUCCAUCUGGAGUCCAGCAGAUCUCAUGGAGGCUCUGGCAGGGAUGGGGACCUUUGCUAUAAAUAUCCCGGGUGGGGAGAUCUUCCUUAGCCUCGUCCUCCACAGCCAGCUCCAGGGACCAUUCCUGAUAUGGGAACAGCUGCCUUUGCUGCUGGAGCCUCUUGUCCAGCAGCGUGCGGAGAGUCUGCCCAGACGGCUCUGCCGCAGGAUCCUGGGAGCCGUGGAUUGGGCACCGAUGGCUCCAGGACACUUCCACUUGCUUCUUGGCAGGAACAGGCCAGGUUCCAGUUGGAGCACAACACAGGUCACAGAGGGUCUGGAUGGAAAUGGAGGAGCCUUUCCGAGGGAUGGACAUUCUUGGAAGGGGGGAGGAUCUCAACCAGCGUCGGGUUCUGCGGAGGACUGAGCCUUUUCCAGCAGCAGAUGUUUUCCGACAGAUCGGAGGUCUAGUUGGGCUCCUGAAGGGCAGGGGGCUCCCCGAGGAGCUGGAGGAACUGGAGGAGCUGGAGGAGGCGCAGCAGGACAGGUGGCCUUGCUCCAGCAGCUGCUCCAGGUCCUCCCAUGACAGCUGCCACAUCUCCGAGUCCCGUGGGAAGGACGCCUCGGGCCACAGCGGCGUCACCAGGUCCUGCAGCUCCCGGGCCGCUGUCACACAGGGGGUGCAGCAGGGGCCGCAGCCACAGGGGAUGUACAGGGGGCUCUCCGGGGCAGACGGGCCGUGGGGAGGGGUCUCCUCAUCCCGGGGGGAACCGGGAGUCCCCGGGGCCGCUCGGCAGCACCGCGACGCCCUGGCCCGGCUCCCGAGGCACUUCCGCGCCUUCCAAAUGCGGGUGGCCAGCAGGACGGCCGUACUGGCCACCAGCAGGACAAGCGAGGGGAGCAGGAAACUCAUGGCUUCAUCCGUGUCCCAUCGUGGCCGCACUGGGAGCCAGGGGGUGGUGGCACGUGUCCUGUAGAGACACUGGGCUGAUGUCACAGUGCUGCGGGGGAGACACCUGUGUGACAUCACAGCCCUGCCUCACCCCAGUGCUCACGGCCCAGGGCACCUCAGUGCUUCCAGGGGUGAGGGGCUCCAUGUGGGCACUGGUGGUCCUCUGGAGGAGAACAGAUGGAAAGAUUCUCAGGCAAGUAGGACACAGUGAUGAGGAGGGGGAUGAUGGUCUCACCUCCUGGCUGACAGAGGUGGAUUGUCCCAUGGGAUACUGCAAGGUGCUGGAGGAGGAAAAGUUCUCAGUAACCACCAAAACAUGUCUGUGUUAUCCACGGCAUUCCCAUCCUGAAUCCAAGCCCAGGGCUGUGCCACACACUGUGAAGAAAAUUAACCCUGUGAAUCCUACUAAAAGCACCCAACCAGAGCACUGAGGUGGAGUAGCGUGUUUUCUGUGGAGCGUGUUGGUGGUGGAGAACUGCAUCAAGAUGGGAUUUAGCAGGGAGAGGGGCAGACUGGGUACCCAGGGCAUCCUGUGCGGCACAGGGCAGAAAUGUCAUCUCCAGUGGAGCACCUGAUAUCCUACACCAGCUGUGGCACUGCCGCAUGGUGCCAACUUAGCUGUGUGGUCAUGGAAGGACCAGAAGGAUGGCACCAUCACCAUGGAUUGAGUCUGACUGGUUUGAUGACUAGGAUAAAUCCACAUGUACUGGAGCUGAUCGAAGGUGUUGGAUGCUGGUUUUUGGGCUGUUGGAAAGAGUUUGGAUCCCGUCCCUCCCAGCUCCUUCUGGAGACAGUGUCUGUGGAACCACAGAAUGGUUUGGGUGAGAAGGGUCCAGCUGGGAGCAGGUGUCCAGGCUGAAGGUGUGGCUGGACAAGGCCCAGUGGGAGUAGGGAAUGCGGCUGGCUGGAGAGCAGCUGGGGGACCCACCUGGGACGUGCUGGUGACUCCUGCCCAGAGAUGGAGUCAAAGAAUCGGGAUCAGAAUCAGCUGCAACCUCAGGCCACCACCUGCGGAUUUCCGGGGCGGGGAAUGCGACUGGUGGCCUGAGGCUGAUGCUAAUUGGCAUUGUGAUAAUCAAAUGGAGAUAAUUGCACCUGAUUCAUGCCAUGAGCGUUGGUGUGGGGAUCAGAAUAGGUUGAACUGAAGCACAGCAAUGUGCCUGGAGGAAGAAGCCCAUGGCAGCUGGGGAAAGGCUUUGUGGAUGUCCAAGAGGGAAUUGACUCCAUGGACUUUGGGUGAGGCUGUGCUUGUGUGUGGUGCUGGGGAAGAGAAGGAGAGGAGCUGAGCUCAUGGAAUUAAGCAGGAAGGAAGACAGAAGGGAUGUGAGCUGUGUUUUCUCCUAGAGACACACACACACACACACACAGAGGGACAUGCUGGAAUGGCACUUUAUUGUUCCAUGGAGGGGUCCAGCGUGUCUUGGUGGCAUCAGUAGGUGCUGAAGAUGGCCUGGAUGUGCUCCCAGUUUUUCGGUUUGUAGGUGCCAACGCCUGCGGCAGAUGGAUGUGUGACAUGGGACAUGGAGGCCCCAAGCACAGCCCCUUGUACCCCACACCUCCCUAGGUGCUCACCUUCCUGGAGGGGACUCCAGCAGCUGAAGAACUGCCAGUAGGUCCUUUCGGUUUCAUUGCCAGCCAGCCCAUGGAUGGAGGUCACAAAGGGACCCCAGCAUGUCUUCUUUGUCUUGAAGCUGCCGGCAAAGGGAGUGAGCUCAGAGCUGGGUGGGGGGAUGCAAACACCUCCCCUUCUCUCCCACCCUCUGGCUCUCACCAAAAGAUGUCAGGUUUCUCAUUCCUUGCUACCUUCAUCACCUGGAGCAGCGUGGAGUUAUCUGGGACACACACCGAGGUGGAGUAGUGAAAGUAAUUCUUCAGCGUGUUGGUGAUGGAGAACUGCACCGUGAUGGGAGCUGCGGGUCGGGAGAGGGGCAGGGUGGGCACCUGGCACACCCCACCUGGCAUAGGGCAGGAGUGUCACCCACACGGGGUCAGCUCCAGGUUGGAAAUCCUAGUUGUCCCCAGCACUGGAGACAGGGGCAGCUGUUGGCCUGGGGACAUUCUCUUGGUGGCAGCACAGCCCCACCUACCUGUGUUGAGGUACGACUUGCCCACCAGGGGAGGCAGCACCUGGGCUAUGGCCAUGGGCUGUUGGUAGUCGUGGUUGUAGACCACGCUGAAGGCCUGGGCACGGUCCCACUUCCGAGGGGCAUAAAACUCACUCGAGGUCUCCAGAGCCUGCAGAAGAGGUGGAACAUGGCACAAGCAGCCUGGGAGCGGAACUGUGACCCCAGAGCCCCUGUCCAUACCUGCAAGGCCAGUCCCAUGCUGUAGAUAUUCCCGAUCAUGCCGUUGUGCUCUUCUUGCUUAUUCAGAAAAUCGUUGGUCACUGCCUUUAGUGCAUCAUGGAUCAGGUGCUGCUUGCCUGUGUGGUUGUAGGCGCACACCAGCGCCAGUACUGCCAUGGCCCGGCUGUCUGUGGGAUCCCAGUGUCACUGCCAGUGCCCCGGAGACACCUCUGGGAGCAGAGGGGGCACAGCGGGGCUGGAGGAUUCCCUUACCCACAUCGGGGGAGCUCUUAUAUUUCAGCAACUCCUCAGCCACAGCCUUGGCUGCAUCUUGGUUGUCAUAUUCCUUCACCAGGCACAGGGCCAGGAUGUCCAGGCUCUCUCUGUACAAGGUGAUCACUGCAAGGCAAAGAGGGGUGAGCUGAUGGGGUGCAGUGAGGGUGACACCCCCCAGUCCUUCCCUCACAUCCCUGUUGUACCGUUUUUGCUUAUCUCCUCAUUCAUUUUCUGCUUCAGGAUGGGGAUCAGGUUGAUAGUCUUCCCCAUGGCAUGGACACAUCGGGGGUCCUGGCAGGAGGAGAGGAGGGCGAGGAUGUACAGAGCCACUUGUCCCGAGGUGAAGUCUGUGGGGACAAGAGGACAGAGUGGUGGGAUGGGAUGUGGUGUCCUGGGAGCUGGCGGUGCUGGGCCUGCAGUUAUGGGGUCUGCUGGGAUCAGGUGUACCCCCUCCCCUGCUCUGGGUUCUCCUCCUCUCCCUUCUCCACCUGUCUGGGCUCUCUCCACUGCAUCCCUCUUUAUCUCCUGGAGCAGCCAGUUGUGGACAUGGCCAUGUGUGGCUCCAGCCAGGUUCAUGGCCAGCAGGAUGCUGGGGUUCGGUGGCUCAUCAAACUUGACAGAUUUCUCCAUGCGGUGCAGCAGCUUCUGGACCAGGUGGUGGUGGGUGACUGUAGCCUGGCACCCCUCUGCCACUGAGGGCAGGUCACCAGGAGCCCUGUGCAUCAUCCACUCGUUCCCCUGCAGUGUCACCGGUCUGUCUGCAGUGCCACUGCAGGAGGACUGACACUCACCGCAGCCCUGCGUGACCGUGGCACUUGCCAGGGCCAGCAGGACUGCAAUGCUGUAAGCCAUGCUGGGCAUCCUCUGUCCUCAGGAGAGCUGAUCCACUCAGGGCAGCAGAGUCUUGCAGGCAUUCAUCUCUCCAGCUGUGCCCUCUACUUUUAUCUGCUCCUGGUGCCAUCCUGUGGUCACUGCCCACCCACAUUUCCUGUGGCACUUCCACAUGGUGCCAGCUUAUCUGUGUGGUCAUGGAAGGACCUGGAAGGUGGCACCAUCACCAUGGAUUGAGUCAGACAGGAUGCUCCUGUGUGACUGGUUUGAUGUCUAGGAUAAAUCCACAUGUACUGGAGCUGAUCGAAGGUGUUGGAUGCUGGUUUUUGGGCUGUUGGGAAGAGUUUGGAUCCCGUCCCUCCCAGCUCCUUCUGGAGACAGUGUCUGUGGAACCACAGAAUGGUUUGGGUGAGAAGGGUCCAGCUGGGAGCAGGUGUCCAGGCUGAAGGUGUGGCUGGACAAGGCCCAGUGGGAGUAGGGAAUGCGGCUGGCUGGAGAGCAGCUGGGGGACCCACCUGGGACGUGCUGGUGACUCCUGCCCAGAGAUGGAGUCAAAGAAUCGGGAUCAGAAUCAGCUGCAACCUCAGGCCACCACCUGCGGAUUUCCGGGGCGGGGAAUGCGACUGGUGGCCUGAGGCUGAUGCUAAUUGGCAUUGUGAUAAUCAAAUGGAGAUAAUUGCACCUGAUUCAUGCCAUGAGCGUUGGUGUGGGGAUCAGAAUAGGUUGAACUGAAGCACAGCAAUGUGCCUGGAGGAAGAAGCCCAUGGCAGCUGGGGAAAGGCUUUGUGGAUGUCCAAGAGGGAAUUGACUCCAUGGACUUUGGGUGAGGCUGUGCUUGUGUGUGGUGCUGGGGAAGAGAAGGAGAGGAGCUGAGCUCAUGGAAUUAAGCAGGAAGGAAGACAGAAGGGAUGUGAGCUGUGUUUUCUCCUAGAGACACACACACACACACACACAGAGGGACAUGCUGGAAUGGCACUUUAUUGUUCCAUGGAGGGGUCCAGCGUGUCUUGGUGGCAUCAGUAGGUGCUGAAGACGGCCUCAAUGUGCUCCCCAUCCUGUGGUUUGUAGGUGCCAACCCCUGCAGCAGAUGGAUGUGUGUUGCUGGGAUCUGCAGAUCCCCACCACAGCCUCCCCCGCACCAUCCCUGGCCCCCUCCCCCACCUUCAUCGAGGGCAUUCCCAGCACUGAGGAACUGCCAGUAGGUCCUGUCCUCCGUGCUGCCAGCCAGCCCGUGGAUGGAGGUCACAUAGGGACCCCAGGAUGUCUGCUCCAUCUGGAAGCUGCAGGAGAGUUGAGGAGGCUCAGGCCUGGGGAAAUGGCAAAUCCCACCUCCAAAGCCACCCUGGCUCUCACCUAAAGUUUUGGGGAUCCUCCUGUGCUGCCACCUCCAUCACCCGGAGAAGAGUGGAGUCACUUGGGACUUCCACUAAGAUGAAGUAGUGGAAGGGUAUUCCCUGGAGUGUGUUGGUGAUGGAGUAAUGCACUUGGAUGGAGGCUGUGCAGGGAGAGAGUGGCAGGGUGGGCACCUGGCACACCUUCAGUGGGCACAGGGUGGGAACAUCAUCCCUGCGGGGUCUGGGCGACUCCAGGUGGGAUCGGCGUACCUCUGGGAAUGCCAUGUGUCCCCAGCACUGGGGGCAGGGGCAGCUGUCGGCCUGGGGACAUAUUCUUGGUGGCAGCACAGUCCAGGCCAGCCACAUCCAGGUAGGAUCUGCCCUCCAGGGCUGGCAGCACCUGGGCGAUGGCCAUGGGCUGCUGGUAGUCGUGGGCGUACACCCUGGAGAAGGCCUGGGCACAGUCCCACUCCCGUGGGGCGUAAAACUUCCUUGUGGCCUCCAGUGCCUGUGGAGCAGAUGGGAUGUGGAAUGACGCAUCUGGGAAUGGGACCAGGUGGCCGCGAUUCCACACUCCCCUGGCACCUCCCCUACCUGCAGGGCCAGCCCCAUGCUGUAGAUAUUCCCGAUCAUGCCAUUCCUCUCCUUCUGCUCAUCCAGGAAGCUGUUGCUCACUGUCCAAAGUGCAUCCCAGAGCAGAUCCUGCUCGUUCUGGUGCUCCAUGUAGUUGUAGGCGCAGGCCAGCGCCAGUGCCACCAUGGCCUGGGUGUCUGUGGGGUCCUGGGGUCACUGCCAAGGCUCAGGAUAGACCCCGGGAAUGGGAAUGUGGGAGCAGAGGAGUUCCUUACCCACGGAGAUGGGGCUCUCAGGGUUCAGCACCUGCUUGGCCAGGGCCUUUGAUGGCCUUUGAGCACCAUCCGCCUCAGCCAGGCACAGGGCCAGGGUGUCCAGGCCCACGCUGUACAGGGUAGUUUUGGGAAUCCCCUCAGCCUCUAAAAGCAAAGAGGGGCAAGAUGACAGGGUGUGGGGACAGUGACACCCCCAGGCCCCCAAGUCCCAACAAACCCAGUUUGGCCAUCUCCUCAUCUGUUUUCUGCUGCAGGACACGGAUCAGGUCAAGGGUCUGCUCCAGGGCAUGGACACGCUGGGGAUCCUGGCAGGAGGAGAGGAGGGCGAGGACGUGCAGAGCCACCUGUCCUGAGGUCAUGUCUGUGGGGACAAGGGGGCAGCCAGGCUGUGUAAGGCUGGGCACCCCAAGAACUGGCAGAAACCUGGUCCCCCAGGAGCUGGUGCCUUCCCUCCUUUCCCUCCCUACCUUUCUGAGCUCUCCUCACUGCCUCGUCCUUGAUCUCCUGGAGCAGCCACUUGUGGAUGGGACCGUUGCUGUCCCCCCCAGCCAGGUUCAUGGCCAGCAGGACACUGGGAUUUGCCGCCUCCUCGAAAUUUACAGAUUCCUCCAGGUGCUGGAGCAGCUGGGAGACCUUAUCCUGUGGGGCCACUGGAAAGAGGGGGAGGUCAGUGGGAUCCUGUGUCCCAUCCGUGGUCUCUCCUGGUUCUCCGUGGGGGGGUGACACUCACCACAGUCCUCGGUGGCUGUGCAGCCCACCAGGGCCAGCAGGACCCCGAUGCCCAAAGCCACACCAAGCAUCCUUCUGGAGCCAGCUGACCCACUCAGGGUGGCAGAGUCCUGUGGGAAUUCAGCUCUCUGGGCGUCCUGUCUGCUUUUAGCUGUUUUCCCAGUGUCCUUGUCCCGUCACCUGCCCUCCCAUAGCCACCCUGGCUCUGCCAAGCACCGCUGGCUUAUCUGUGUGUCCAGCGGGGGAGGAAGGGUGGUGAUUUUCCUUUUGGGAUCACUGGGGACCACUUGGACCACUUCAGUAUCCAUGAGUCUGUGAUGUUGUAUGGGAUUCAUUCCAGUAUAUCCCAGAAGGAACCACCUCAAUCUUCCACCCAAGGUCCUGGAAGCCUGGGGAGCUCCAUUGCUGGCUGGGCAUUCUGCAGCCGUAUCUCACUUGGAUUUUUCCAGGAAACUCUAGCCUUGAUAAUCUAAGUUCAGUACCAAGAAAACGGGUGGAAAAGGCCAUACUGGACCCUGCUGGGAAAGUGAUUCAAGGACAGUGCCUGCGUCAGACACAGGCAGCUCAGGAUAAUGGACCCUGCUGGGAAAGCAACUCAAGGACAGUGCCUGCGUCAGGCAUAGGUAGCUCAGGAUAACGGAGAGAAAUUCCCGACUAACUGGUUUCUUACCCUGCUGCCAUAAGGUCUCCCGGCUCAGAGGUGAUGGGGAGGCAGAGCCUGUUCAUUUUUGGGAUUGUAGUAGGAGUUUUGGCCCUGUCCCUCACACAAUCCCUCUGGAGGUGUCCAGCUGUGAGAUGAGCAGGGACAGGGUGUGCUGGCUGCUGUGCUGGAUUUAACUGGGAUAGGGAAUUUUUGUUUACUGCAUUUGGAUUCAGAAUGGUAAUGGUGUGGAUAACACACGGGAGGUUGGUGGUUGCUGAGCGGGACUUGCCCUCCUGAAGCACUUUGCAGUGUCCAGUGGGACAAUCCAGGAUGAGGCACCAUCCUCAGGGACAUUCCCUGUGCCUUCUAUGGGCGGGGAGGAAAAAGGGGUGGGGGAGUCUGGAGGGUGAUGGUGUCAUUUGGCACAGCCCAUUGUGCUGGAGGACCCGGUGAGUGAGGGAUGAGGGAGCCCGAGUGAGAUCCCUCCAAAAAAGGGAGGUUACAGCCCCAAAACGCCUGAAAAUUUAUGGAGGAUUUGUGUGUAAAAUACUGAAAACUGCAAAUAUUCCCAUUUUUGUAUAUUCUGAGAAAUUUUAAUGCAUUUAAAAACUGAUUCCGAAAUAAAACCCUGUGUCUGCUGUGUUAUAGUCAGGAUAUAGACUGUAAGGAAUUGUGGUUACGGAGCUAGAGGGUUUGACAAUACAAAACACAUUUCUCUAUCCGGGGCCAAGGCCGGGGCUGCUCCCGGAAGGAAACGCCGCAGGCCCCGGGGUGCAGGCGCGGAGCCGGGAGCGGCAAUGCCGGAGCCCGAGGAGCGGCGGGGCCAGGCUCGGAGCCAAGAACACUCCAAAGUGCCUCCUCGCCCUCCUGGACAGCAGGAAUGUCUUCCAUAGCUCCUGUUUGAGAAUGGCAAUGGCUGUUGGGAGCUCUGGCAGGAGCACCUGGAGACCAGCAGUGUUCUUGGGCACAUUGAGAGUAAUUCCAAGAAUUUUGAAACAGUGGAGAAGCAGAGGGGAAAAACUGUGAAGCUGAUCCAUUUCUAGUAAUUCCAAACUUCUCUCACGGUGCCAUUCUGGAUGAAACCUGGGAUCAGGAAGCCAGCCCUGGCGAGGAGGAGGAUGAGGAGGUGUGGGAGGAUGGAGACAGCGGCCCCCAAAGGCUGGGGAAGGCCCAGGUCCAGCCAAGAACACCCCAGAGUGCCUCCUCACCCUCCUGGACAGCAGGAAUGUCUUCCAUAGCUCCUGUUUGGAAAUGGCAGUGGCUGUUGGGAGCUCUGGCAGAAGCACCUGGAGACCAGCAGGGAAACAAGAGGUGCCAAAAAGAAUUGGAGCUUCUGCACAAUGAAAUCUGCAAGAAUCCAACUUCAAAUCCCCCUGGAUUGUCACCGGUCUGACUUCCAUGGACUGGUCACCGUGGCCAGGAGUGCCCAGUCCUGCUGAAAGUGCACUGGACCAGGAUGUCAUUUUCAUUUUAUGCUGGUAAAGACCCUCUGGGUGACCCCCAGGGACUGGAAGGACCAGACUGGGCUCCCAGGGCACUAAUUCCAGGGGUUUUGGUUUUGGGAAGAGCACAGGAGCCGCUCCCUUGCCCAGAGGAGCAGCCAGUGCCUCCCUUAGUCCACAAAUCCCCAGGAAAGACCACAGAGGAAAUAGCAGGAAUGUGGAAAUCCCCCACACUGAGAGUUUGUGGUGCUCUGGAUUACAUUUUGGAUUUAUGCUGUUAAAGGGGGGCUGUGGAAUGGCUUCUCUCAUUUUAUUGUCACUGUUGUCACUGCUUUUGUUGCUAUCACUGUUAUAUGCUGUCAUCAAUAUUAAAUUAUUAUAUUUGUCUUGGUUUCCAUUAUUAAAGUGUUCUGAGCUGGA
This is a messenger RNA of Haemorhous mexicanus (house finch), 12341 nucleotides long. RefSeq names its product flap structure-specific endonuclease 1 (gene FEN1). Gene Ontology annotation, cellular component: nucleus. Gene Ontology annotation, molecular function: 5'-flap endonuclease activity; DNA binding; 5'-3' exonuclease activity. The coding region runs from base 59 to 1219 and encodes 386 amino acids. The record is from RefSeq and is a predicted model, not a curated record. The transcript is spliced from 8 exons. Lineage: Eukaryota; Metazoa; Chordata; Aves; Passeriformes; Fringillidae.